Messenger RNA from Phragmites australis (common reed), 447 nucleotides. Its product is annotated as glycine-rich cell wall structural protein 1-like. The record is from RefSeq and is a predicted model, not a curated record. The transcript has a single exon. Lineage: Eukaryota; Viridiplantae; Streptophyta; Magnoliopsida; Poales; Poaceae. Bases 1 to 447 code for a protein of 148 amino acids.
AUGGAGACGAUGAGGUUCUUGCGGAGGAUGAUGUCCUCCACCUCGUCGGGCAUGCGUUGCGGUCACGCCGGCGACGGUGACACCAUCGGUGGUAGUGAGGAUGCUGCUGCUGCUGCUGCUUCUGCUUCCGCCUUGGGCUUGGAGAAUCGCGUGUCGCGGUGGGUCAAGAGAAGGGCUACGACAACGGAUCGGGGUGGUGCAAUGCGUCCACGUGUGCGGGCAAGGUCGAUGGCAGUUCGACGCAGAGGAGGCGGGCAUCACUGGGGCAGCAGCGGCGGAAAUGGAGAUGGGCUUGGGGAGGGGAGGGAUUUAGGGAGCGAGAGGAGCGGAGGUGCGAACGGGCGAGUGGGGCGAGCAGGAGGGCACGGUUGCGGCGGUGGUGGUGCUGGGCGAGGGCAGGAGGAGGGCGUGGGCGUGCGGACAAAGGCAAGUGCGCCCGAUCGGUGA